GUGAAACAGGCGAAAUGGAUGUGUUGCCGUUGAACUUCCGUACCCUUUGGCUCUGCGGCAUCUGGCACGAGGAGAAUGAAAAGCUUACAGUGCCGAGGAUCGCCUACAGGUUUUUGGUCAUUUGUCUGAUGUUUUACUUCACGUUCACUCUUUCGGCUGUGGUUUUCGUGGAGAACUCCAACGUCAGUGAACUGACGGAAGCGAUUUUUCUGGCUGUAACCUACAUCACCCUCUGCCUAAAGAUCGUCAACUUCGCGUUCAGACGAGCGGAGAUGAUCGAGAUACUUCACGAUUUCAGACAUCCUUACUGCAAAGCUGAGCAUUCGGAAGAAAGUGAGAUUUUAAAAGGAUAUUCGAAGCAGGCCAGGAAGAUGUACAUCUAUCUAAUGGCUUUUGUCAUGUCAGAUGUAGCGUACUUUUGGUCUACGUUCGCGUUCAAAGUGAGUAAAAACAUCAUGGAACUGCCUUAUCAUACUUACCAGUUUUACAACAUGUCAAGCAAAGCGAUACUCUUUUCAACCGCGGCUCUUCAAGCGACUUCUGUACUGUAUUCGGUUUCCAUCAAUAUUUCAUUCGAUACGAUGACUGCUGGAUUGCUUAUCUUGACCACUGGACAGCUGGAAUUGAACGCGCAUAGAUUGUCGAAGUUGGGAGAGCAUAACGUCGAUUCGAUGAACGGUUACAUCGCUCAUAAUGUGCUGAUCAAUGGAACUGUGGACAAAAUAGAGUCGUUUAUUAAGACAGUCGUCAUACCAUUUUUGUUUUUCAGUCUUCUCAGUAUAUGUGCUAGCGUUUUUCAAUUGUCGGAGUACAGCGUGUUUAGUUUGGAAUUUUUAGGGCUUUUUUCAUUCGCAAUAUGCAUAUUGCUCCAAGUUCUCGUCUAUUGUUGGUUCGGUAAUGAACUGAUGCUGAAGAGUGAAGCUGUAACGGAUGCAAUUUACAGAAGUGAUUGGACCAUGUUGAGUCCUCAGAACAGGAAAAGCUUGCAAGUUAUGAUGAUAUGCAACAAAGAUGGGCGAACUGUGUCUUUUGGCGGUCAAUGCUCCCUUACACUGGAAACUUUCGUUUGGAUACUGAAGACUUCAUAUGCAACAAUAAGUUUGCUAAAUCGAGUGAGCGCGUAAGAAGAAGUUUCUUCAUCAAAUUAUUUUGGAGCCGUUAUAUUCGAGGCGCAACUCGACGUGAACGAAUUCACUGAUGCCCUUUUUCUUACUUUAACUUUUGUAACUUUGUGCUUUAAAAUAAUUAACAUGAUUUAUG
Nasonia vitripennis (jewel wasp) is the source of this 1260-nucleotide messenger RNA. RefSeq names its product odorant receptor 122 (gene Or122). Lineage: Eukaryota; Metazoa; Arthropoda; Insecta; Hymenoptera; Pteromalidae. Bases 15 to 1124 code for a protein of 369 amino acids. The transcript is spliced from 5 exons. The record is from RefSeq and is a predicted model, not a curated record. Gene Ontology annotation, cellular component: plasma membrane. Gene Ontology annotation, molecular function: olfactory receptor activity; odorant binding. Gene Ontology annotation, biological process: detection of chemical stimulus involved in sensory perception of smell; sensory perception of smell.